AGACUUCGACGACGAAAUUCCAUUCGGUUGGACAAAAAAAAUCCCUGUCUGAUCAUGACGCUGUACUAGAAUUAGCACCAAUCGGUCGUUCUUAUCAGUUCAAAAUAGCUAAUCCGUUAGACGUGGAAGUGUUCAUUUGUGAAUAGUUAGUACGUUUGACUGCUAGAAAAUGUCCAAAUUUGUGGUGCUCGUUUUCCUGAUCGCAAGCGUGAUAUACGCCAAGGAGUGCCCGAACAGGUUUCCGUUUCCAUUCCACGAACUGAAAGCAUCGAAUCACACGCAACGGGUCUCGAUGACGUUGGAAGCUGUAUUCAACCGGAAGAAUUCUAAUUUCACUGUCCUGGAAGGCUACUCGUGCCGAAACGCAACCGAAACCCUGUACUGGUAUCAGGUGAUCCAGGAAGGGGACGACACACGAUCCGAAGUUUCCUACAUUGAGUAUGCCGGGGGAAAGAAACGGGGACGGGUGGAUUAUCUUGCCCUCGACGAUGGUAAAUCACGCUACGAGUAUCGAUGGAAGAUUGCCCCAAUAAAGUGAGAUGUGAAGUGA
This is a messenger RNA of Ochlerotatus camptorhynchus, 550 nucleotides long. RefSeq lists its product as uncharacterized. Bases 170 to 538 code for a protein of 122 amino acids. Lineage: Eukaryota; Metazoa; Arthropoda; Insecta; Diptera; Culicidae. The record is from RefSeq and is a predicted model, not a curated record. The transcript is spliced from 2 exons.